CUUCGCCUCCCCCCGGGAGAGCCGUUUCCUGCGACGUAAUCGGAGUGCGACGGAAGCGCAGGCCGCGCUGAGGGAAACUCGGGUGGAACGAAGCGCCGAGUGGUCGAGAUGCCUGUGACAGUGGGGCCAUAUGGCCAAUCCCAACCCAGUUGCUUUGACAGAGUGAAAAUGGGCUUCAUGAUGGGCUUUGCUGUUGGUAUGGCAGCGGGUGCACUGUUUGGCACAUUUUCUUGUCUCAGGUUUGGCAUGAGAGGGCGAGAACUGAUGGGUGGUGUUGGCAAAACCAUGAUGCAGAGUGGUGGAACUUUUGGGACAUUUAUGGCAAUUGGCAUGGGAAUCCGCUGUUAAUGUUACUUUUCUAUCACGAAGACCGAUACCCCUGCAAGUUGGAACUUCUGCUAUGUAGUAGAAUAAAAAUCUCUGCACCAAGAUUGAAUAAUCCAUCAAAAUAAGUUUCGGCCUUUAUUGCUGUAGCAAGAGUUUGUAAAUCUUUUUCUCCGUAACAAAAAUGGCAGAGGCAGUGGAGAUUUAGAAGCAAUGGAAUCUCUGUAUACAAUGAAUCUCCGUGGAUGUCACCUCAAAUAAAUGAUCAAUUAUAGGAAUACCUAUUAGAAGAUGCUUUUUAAUUGGUGUUAAGUGUUUCCUGCGUGGGUAUGAUUAGUUUAUUACAAGAUCAGCCAUUGUUUAUCAAAGGAAUCUUCUGUCCGUGAUUUUGUAAGCCAAACCAGGGAGGCUUGAAUUUUUGCAAAAAUCCCAAGUUUAUGGAGGUGGAAUAAAAUUGGACGAAAG
Molecule: messenger RNA, 789 nt
Organism: Podarcis muralis (Common wall lizard)
Lineage: Eukaryota; Metazoa; Chordata; Lepidosauria; Squamata; Lacertidae
Gene: ROMO1
Product: reactive oxygen species modulator 1
Biological process (GO): protein import into mitochondrial matrix; protein insertion into mitochondrial inner membrane
Cellular component (GO): TIM23 mitochondrial import inner membrane translocase complex
Source: RefSeq, a predicted model, not a curated record